CGGGGGAUUGGUGCUGAAAGGCUUCAUUGUGUCGGGGAUUGAAUGGGGGAGUUUGCGUUUUGUCGAAGUACGUCUGUUAUCAUCCACACAGCGCGGAUUAACUGGCCUGCCCGAGUCCGAGCCAUGCGCGUUAUCAUGCCGCAAACCUCCAGCGGUGCAUUUAUUGUGCAUGAUACAGAUAAAUGCGCCCAGCUUCAGACCCGCUGCCGUUGAGUGAACGAUGCUCAACAGCUCCCAAAAAAUGAGCAGAGGGCCCGACAGAUACGGAUUAACAAUGUAGGGAUGCUAUUGUCGAAGUCUCUCAUCUGAUACUGAGCUCUGCGUGUUUACAUCGAUGGAGAGUGUGUCUAGUCACCUAUAAGCCUGCUUAUUUUUUUGGUUGCUUUUUUACCUCUUUAUUACAUUUGGCAGCUGAAUACGUUUUACCGUCGCUGGGCAUCAGACAAAAAACAAACAAAAAAACAUGGGGAACGCUGAAAGUAUGGAUGCUCAGCUCACAGAUUUCAGGGCGAGGGGCAACAAACCCCCUAAACUGCCCAUGCCGGACCCGGCCGAACUGGAGGAGAGAUUUGCAAUCGCACUGAACUCUAUGAACCUUCCUCCGGAUAAAGUGAGGCUUCUAAGACAGUAUGACAAUGAAAAAAAAUGGGAGCUGAUAUGUGAUCAGGAGCGCUUCCAAGUGAAGAAUCCUCCCCAUACAUACAUUCAGAAGCUCAGAAGCUUUUUGGACCCUGCCGUUACCAGGAAGAAAUUUAGGAGGCGAGUUCAGGAGUCUACUCAGGUGCUCAGAGAGCUGGAGAUAUCUCUUAGGACCAAUCACAUCGGGUGGGUGAGAGAGUUUCUCAAUGAGGAGAACAAAGGCCUUGAUGUGCUGGUGGAGUACCUGUCUUUUGCCCAGUAUGCUGUAACGUUUGAUGGAGACGUAACAGAGAGCACCACAGGUGAGAUUUCCGUAGAUACCCCCUGGAGCAGGUCUAUAGAAGAUCUCCAUGGUGACAGUAAUCUACCAUCACCGGUUAGCGGCAGCAGCAUUCCACGGUCCACACGCCACUCCUUAAGGUCUAAUACUUUGCCCAGUCGCAGAACUCUCAAGAACUCCCGUUUGGUGUGUAAAAAAGAUGACGUUCAUGUCUGCAUCAUGUGUCUCAGAGCUAUUAUGAACUACCAGUAUGGUUUCAACAUGGUCAUGUCCCACCCCCAUGCUGUCAAUGAAAUUGCUCUGAGCCUUAACAACAAAAAUCCCAGGACCAAAGCCCUGGUCCUGGAGUUGCUAGCUGCUGUGUGUUUGGUCAGAGGUGGACAUGAGAUUAUCCUAGCUGCUUUUGAUCAUUUCAAAGAGGUUUGCUCCGAAUCUCAAAGGUUUGAGAAAUUGAUGGAGCACUUCAAAAAUGAAGACAACAAUAUUGAUUUCAUGGUGGCGUGCAUGCAGUUCAUCAAUAUUGUGGUGCACUCAGUAGAGGACAUGAACUUCCGAGUUCACCUCCAGUACGACUUCACCAAGCUUGCUUUGGAUGACUAUCUAGAGAGGCUGAAGCACACUGAAAGUGAUAAACUCAAAGUACAGAUCCAGGCGUACUUGGAUAACCUGUUUGAUGUGGGGACGCUUCUAGAAGACGCAGAGACCAAAAACGCUGCCCUUGAACGUGUGGAGGAACUGGAGGAGAAUCUCUCACAUAUGGGCGACAAACUCUUAGAAACCGAGAAUGAGGCCAUGUCUAAAAUCGUGGAGCUUGAGAAGCAGUUGAUGCAGAAGAACAAGGAGUUGGAUGCCGUCCGGACUGUGUACCGGGACGCCAGCUCACAAGUUCACACGCUCCGGCGGAUCGUUCGUGAGAAGGACGAGACCAUUCAGAGGCAGUCCACGCUAGAGAAGAAAAUCAAUGAGCUUGAGCGCAGAGGCAGUCUCCAGAUCCAGGUGAGGGGUGAGGGAGAUGGGGAAGGAGACGUGUCUCCGCUGCCUUCACCUCCUCAGCCCAUGGCUCUUUCUCCCUGCCCUGAUGCCAUGGCCCUGGCCGGAGCCUGUGCAACAUACAGCUCUGGCAGCACCUCCCAGACAGGCACCCUUAGAGCAAUGGCUACACCUCCUCCUCCUCCCCCUCCACCACCUCCAAUGGCAUGUUCUUCUGACCGAGACACACCAAGCCGACAGUCGGCCUUCGUGCCAUUUUCUAAUGAGUCAUCAGCAGCUCUCGCACCGCCACCACCUCCUCCUCCUCCUCCUCCACCACCACCUCCACCUCCUGGGCAUUCGAUCGAGAUCUCUGCUCCCUUACCUCCACCUCCCCCUCCUUGUGCUCCUCCUCUCCCAGGCUGCGGCACUCCCACUGUCAUAUUCAACUCUGGAUUGACAGUGUUCGAGAUGAAAUAUAGCAUAAUUUGUGUGUCUUAACAGGAGCGCUUCCAAGUGAAGAAUCCUCCCCAUACAUACAUUCAGAAGCUCAGAAGCUUUUUGGACCCUGCCGUUACCAGGAAGAAAUUUAGGAGGCGAGUUCAGGAGUCUACUCAGGUGCUCAGAGAGCUGGAGAUAUCUCUUAGGACCAAUCACAUCGGGUGGGUGAGAGAGUUUCUCAAUGAGGAGAACAAAGGCCUUGAUGUGCUGGUGGAGUACCUGUCUUUUGCCCAGUAUGCUGUAACGUUUGAUGGAGACGUAACAGAGAGCACCACAGGUGAGAUUUCCGUAGAUACCCCCUGGAGCAGGUCUAUAGAAGAUCUCCAUGGUGACAGUAAUCUACCAUCACCGGUUAGCGGCAGCAGCAUUCCACGGUCCACACGCCACUCCUUAAGGUCUAAUACUUUGCCCAGUCGCAGAACUCUCAAGAACUCCCGUUUGGUGUGUAAAAAAGAUGACGUUCAUGUCUGCAUCAUGUGUCUCAGAGCUAUUAUGAACUACCAGUAUGGUUUCAACAUGGUCAUGUCCCACCCCCAUGCUGUCAAUGAAAUUGCUCUGAGCCUUAACAACAAAAAUCCCAGGACCAAAGCCCUGGUCCUGGAGUUGCUAGCUGCUGUGUGUUUGGUCAGAGGUGGACAUGAGAUUAUCCUAGCUGCUUUUGAUCAUUUCAAAGAGGUUUGCUCCGAAUCUCAAAGGUUUGAGAAAUUGAUGGAGCACUUCAAAAAUGAAGACAACAAUAUUGAUUUCAUGGUGGCGUGCAUGCAGUUCAUCAAUAUUGUGGUGCACUCAGUAGAGGACAUGAACUUCAGAGUUCACCUCCAGUACGACUUCACCAAGCUUGCUUUGGAUGACUAUCUAGAGAGGCUGAAGCACACUGAAAGUGAUAAACUCAAAGUACAGAUCCAGGCGUACUUGGAUAACCUGUUUGAUGUGGGGACGCUUCUAGAAGACGCGGAGACCAAAAACGCUGCCCUUGAACGUGUGGAGGAACUGGAGGAGAAUCUCUCACAUAUGGGCGACAAACUCUUAGAGACCGAGAAUGAGGCCAUGUCUAAAAUCGUGGAGCUUGAGAAGCAGUUGAUGCAGAAGAACAAGGAGUUGGAUGCCGUCCGGACUGUGUACCGGGACGCCAGCUCACAAGUUCACACGCUCCGGCGGAUCGUUCGUGAGAAGGACGAGACCAUUCAGAGGCAGUCCACGCUAGAGAAGAAAAUCAAUGAGCUUGAGCGCAGAGGCAGUCUCCAGAUCCAGGUGAGGGGUGAGGGAGAUGGGGAAGGAGACGUGUCUCCGCUGCCUUCACCUCCUCAGCCCAUGGCUCUUUCUCCCUGCCCUGAUGCCAUGGCCCUGGCCGGAGCCUGUGCAACAUACAGCUCUGGCAGCACCUCCCAGACAGGCACCCUUCGAGCAAUGGCUACACCUCCUCCUCCUCCCCCUCCACCACCUCCAAUGGCAUGUUCUUCUGUUUCUAAUGAGUCAUCAGCAGCUCUCGCACCGCCACCACCUCCUCCUCCUCCUCCUCCACCACCACCUCCACCUCCUGGGCAUUCGAUCGAGAUCUCUGCUCCCUUACCUCCACCUCCCCCUCCUUGUGCUCCUCCUCUCCCAGGCUGCGGCACUCCCACUGUCAUAUUCAACUCUGGAUUGACAGCUGUGAAAAUUAAAAAGCCAAUCAAAACCAAGUUCCGCUUGCCGGUGUUCAAUUGGGUGGCUCUGAAACCAAAUCAGAUCAACGGCACAGUCUUCAAUGAAAUCGAUGAUGAGAGGAUCCUGGAGGAUUUGAACGUAGAUGAGUUUGAGGAAAUGUUUAAGACCAAAGCCCAGGGCCCUGCUCUUGAUAUGACGAUGCAAAAGCAGAAGGCUCCUCAAAAGGGCCCCAAUAAAGUAUCUCUUCUGGAGGCUAACAGAGCCAAAAACCUCGCCAUCACACUCCGCAAGGCAGGGAAGAGCCCGGAGGAGAUCUGCAAAGCAAUCCAGACGUUUGACCUACGUACAUUGCCUGUGGAUUUCGUGGAGUGUAUGAUGCGGUUCAUGCCCACUGAAGCUGAGGUGAAGGUGCUCCGCCAGUAUGAGCGGGAGCGACGGCCAAUGGACGGGCUCACUGAUGAGGACCGGUUCAUGAUGCUCUUCAGCAAGAUCGAAAGGCUGCCACAGCGGAUGACCAUCAUGGCCUUCAUGGGCAACUACAGUGAUAGCCUGCAAAUGCUCACACCGCAACUUCAUGCUAUCAUAGCAGCAUCCGUAUCCAUAAAAUCAUCACAGAAGUUAAAGAAAAUCCUUGAGAUCAUUUUGGCCCUGGGGAAUUAUAUGAACAGUAGUAAGAGAGGAGCUGUUUAUGGCUUUAAACUUCAGAGCUUGGAUCUGCUGUUGGAGACUAAGUCCACUGACAGGAAACUGACGCUUUUGCACUACAUAGCCAAUGUGGUGAAGGAGAAAUAUCCAGUUGUGAGCGUGUUCUACAAUGAGCUGCACUAUAUCGAGAAAGCUGCUGCAGUCUCUCUGGAGAAUGUUCUCUUGGAUGUGAAGGAGCUACAGAGAGGUUUGGAUCUGACCAGAAGAGAGUUCAGCAUGCAUGGCCACAACUCCCUGCUCAAAGAUUUCAUCCAUCACAAUGAGGCCAGGCUUAAGAAGCUUCUGGAUGAUGCUAGAAUUGCACAGGAUGCUUAUGACGAUGUUGUCAAGUUCUUUGGGGAGAGCCCAAAGACCAUGCCACCCUCUGUGUUCUUCCCCGUGUUUGUUCGCUUCAUCAAGUCCUAUAGGCAAGCGAAUGAAGAGAAUGAGCAAAGGAAGAGGCAGGAGCAGCUGAUGAUGGAGAAACUUCUGGAACAGGAGGCCUUGAUGGAGGAGCAAGAUCAUCAACAGUCGCCAUCUCACAAGGGCAAGCGGCAACAGCAGGAGCUGAUCACAGAGUUAAGGAAGAGGCAAGGCAAAGAUAGCCGCCUCGUCUACGAAGGCAAAGACGGAGCCAUUGAGGACAUCAUUACGGUGCUGAAGACCGUCCCCUUUACCGCACGAUCAGCCAAACGUGGCUCGCGGUUCUUCUGUGAUCCCGCCCUUUCCGAGGACUUCCAUUACUAAACUAAAUUCUCUCCCCUCAGCAAGACCUGCGCAGUCAACCCUUCCGACGGGCCGAUGCCCUGAGGAGGAGUGGGAGAAGGAACAUGGAGGUUCAGCACCUUCAGCUACGCAA
Molecule: messenger RNA, 5576 nt
Organism: Pimephales promelas (fathead minnow)
Lineage: Eukaryota; Metazoa; Chordata; Actinopteri; Cypriniformes; Leuciscidae
Source: RefSeq, a predicted model, not a curated record